Molecule: messenger RNA, 4631 nt
Organism: Protopterus annectens (West African lungfish)
Lineage: Eukaryota; Metazoa; Chordata; Ceratodontiformes; Protopteridae
Gene: DPYD
Product: dihydropyrimidine dehydrogenase
Exons: 23
Coding region: 189-3263 (1024 amino acids)
Biological process (GO): thymine catabolic process; uracil catabolic process
Cellular component (GO): cytosol; cytoplasm
Molecular function (GO): uracil binding; NADP binding; iron-sulfur cluster binding
Source: RefSeq, a predicted model, not a curated record
UGAACAUUCUAAACUUGAGAAGAAGGCUAUUCCCCCCUCACCUGGAAUGAAUUCGUCGUUACAAAAACCCAGCUAUAUGUUACUUUCUCGGCACUUCUCUCGGGCUUAGAGGAUAAACUCUAUGUUUGAAUUGUUGUAUAUUUCAUUGUGUUAUAUUGAAUCUGCGCUGUUAAAGGAAACGUAUACACAUGGCUCGAAUGCUGAGUAAAGACCUGUCGGAUAUUGAGAAUAUUCUGGCUUUAAAUCCCUGUGUGCGGACUCAUGCUACCUUGAAGUCUACACAGACAACUAAAAAAGAGAAGAAGCAAUGGAAGAGGAAUGCUGAUAAAAACUGCAAUAGCUGUGAGAAACUGGAGAACAAUUUUGAUGACAUCAAGCACACUACUCUGAGUGAGCGAGGUGCACUUAGAGAAGCAAUGAGGUGCUUGAAGUGUGCUGAUGCCCCUUGUCAGAAAAGUUGCCCAACUAAUCUGGACAUCAAAUCAUUCAUCACAAGUAUUGCAAACAAGAACUACUACGGAGCUGCCAAGACCAUUUUGUCUGAUAACCCACUUGGCCUGUCUUGUGGAAUGGUGUGUCCAACAUCUGAUCUUUGUGUGGGUGGAUGCAAUUUGUAUGCAACUGAGGAAGGACCAAUUAAUAUUGGUGGACUGCAGCAGUUUGCUACUGAGAUUUUCAAAGCUAUGAACGUUGCACAGAUCAGAAACCUCUCAUUACCUCCAGUAGAUAAAAUGCCUGAAAGCUACCAUGCAAAGAUUGCACUAAUUGGAUGUGGGCCUGCCAGCAUCAGCUGUGCUUCCUUCUUAGCUCGGUUGGGAUACACUGAUAUCACUAUAUUUGAGAAACAACAGUACCUUGGAGGAUUAAGUGCAUCUGAGAUCCCUGAAUUCCGAUUGCCAUAUGACGUAGUGAAUUUCGAGACUGAGCUAAUGAAAGACCUUGGUGUUAAGGUUAUUCAUGGAAAAGGUCUUGGGAGCAAUGGAAUGACUUUAACUACUUUACAGCAUGAAGGAUACAAAGCUGUUUUUAUCGGAAUAGGCUUACCAGAACCAAACAGAGACAACAUUUUUGAUGGCUUGACAAUGGAUCAAGGUUUCUACACAUCUAAAGAUUUCCUUCCACUGGUAUCCAAGGCCAGUAAACCAGGAAUGUGCGAAUAUCAGGGCAGGCUGCCAUCAAUAAAGGGGACCGUGAUCGUGCUUGGUGCAGGUGACACUGCUUUUGACUGUGCAACAUCUGCUUUACGCUGCGGAGCUCGCCGUGUAUUUGUAGCCUUUAGGAAAGGAUUCAACAAUAUCAGAGCGGUUCCAGAAGAGAUGGAACUAGCUAAAGAGGAAAAGUGUGAAUUUCUUCCUUUUCUGUCACCUUGCAAAGUGAUAAUGAAAAAUGGUAAAAUAUCAGCUGUAGAGUUUGUUCGGACUGAACAAGAUGAAGAUGGAAACUGGAUUGAGGAUGAAGACCAGGUUGUUCGCUUAAAAGCAGACACCAUUAUCAGUGCCUUUGGCUCGGUGCUUAGUGACCCAGAAGUAAAGGAGGCCAUGAAACCUAUCAGCUUUAACAGAUGGGGUCUACCUGAAAUUGAUCCAGAGAGCAUGCAAACCAGUGAGCCAUGGGUGUUUGCAGGUGGUGAUAUAGCAGGUCUUGCUAACACUACAGUGGAGUCAGUCAAUGAUGGUAAACAAGCAAGCUGGUACAUGCACAAAUAUUUGCAGUCCUUGCAUGAUGCCUGGAUACCUUCUCAGCCUAAACUCCCCUGCAUGUAUACACCAAUUGAUUUAGUGGACAUCAGUAUAGAAGUAGCUGGACUCCGGUUCCCAAAUCCUUUUGGCCUUGCAAGCGCUCCACCAACAACUGAUUCUGCAAUGAUAAGGAGAGCUUUUGAGCAAGGGUGGGGAUUCGCUGUUACUAAAACAUUUUCUCUUGAUAAGGAUAUUGUAACCAAUGUUUCCCCAAGAAUUGUACGAGGAAUUACAUCUGGACCGCUUUAUGGUCCUGGACAAGGCUCCUUCCUUAAUAUUGAGCUUAUAAGUGAGAAAACUGCUGCAUAUUGGUGCCAGAGCAUCCGAGAGCUAAAAGCCGACUUCCCAAAUGAAGUUCUAAUAGCCAGUAUCAUGUGUAGUUACAGCAAGAAUGACUGGACUGAGCUAGCACACAUGGCAGAGUCCUCUGGAGCUGAUGCCCUGGAGUUAAACUUAUCAUGUCCACAUGGUAUGGGAGAACGAGGAAUGGGCUUGGCCUGCGGGCAGGAUCCAGAACUGGUGCGAAACAUCUGCCGUUGGGUUAGACAAGCUGUUAAGAUUCCUUUCUUUGCCAAACUGACUCCCAAUGUAACCAACAUUGUGAAUAUUGCACUUGCUGCCAAGGAAGGUGGUGCAGAUGGUGUUACAGCAACCAAUACCGUUUCUGGGCUGAUGGGACUCAGGGCAGACGGCACACCCUGGCCUGCUGUCGGGAAAGCUAAACGGACCACAUAUGGUGGAGUGUCUGGAAAUGCAAUAAGGCCUAUAAGCCUGCGAGCUGUAUCUGCCAUUGCUUGUGCUGUACCUGGCUUUCCUAUUUUAGCAACUGGUGGAAUCGAUUCUGCAGAGACUGGCUUGCAAUUUCUCCAGAGUGGUGCAUCUGCUUUACAGGUAUGCUCUGCUGUACAGAAUCAGGAUUUUACAGUGAUAGAAGAUUACUGCACAGGGCUUAAAGCUCUGCUUUACUUAAUGAGUAUUGAGGAAUUUCACAGCUGGGAUGGCCAGAGCCCACCAACGGCACGCCACCAGAAGGGUAAACCUGUGCCAAAGAUUGCAGACCUCUUUGGAAAGCAACUUCCUAGUUUUGGACCCUUUCUUGAACAGCGAAAGAAGAUCAUUAUGGAGUACAAACUGAAGCAUAAGAAUGAAACCAGGGCAACUUCCGUACCAGAGAGGGUGAUUUUCAUACCUCAGAAAGCUGUUCCAACAGUUAAGGAUGUGAUUGGGAGAGCUCUGCAGUACAUUGGAGCAUAUGGGCAGCUAGACCAAGAGCAUGUAGUAGCGUUAAUUGAUGAAGAGCAGUGCAUCAACUGUGGUAAAUGCUACAUGACCUGUAAUGACUCCGGCUACCAGGCUAUAAAAUUUGAUCCUGUUACCCACAUUCCUACUGUUAAUGACAGCUGCACUGGCUGCACUCUGUGUCUAAGUGUGUGCCCUAUUAUUGACUGCAUCAAAAUGGUUACCAGGACAACACCUUAUGAACCAAAGAGAGGCCUGCCACUAGCUGUGAAUCCUGUGUGUUAAGGUGACCAGUUCAGCACAUUAAUGAGAGCCUUACACUUGCCUCAAGUGUUGAUUUUACUCAGUAAUUGCAGCAUGUGAAAAUUACCCUUUAUUUAGAAAAAAAGAAUAAUUAAUCUGGGUAGUAAUGGCCAUAGAUUCUCAAGGUGAAUACCUAGAAAUAAUUGAAUAUGAGCACAAAUAGUAAAAUCAUUUUCCAACACAAAGGAAGCAGUAUGUGUGUUAGAGUUAAUAACAGAGUUGGAUAGUAGACAGAACAAUCUACACCUAAAUUCCUAAACUGUGAGCUGUUAUACAAUUUUUCCCAAGUUUCAGGUAUUGUACAAAUUAACUGCAGCUUGUUGCAUUCGAAUCUGAUAACGAAGCAUUAAUGCUUCCAAAACUAUGCAAUACCUCAUGUUGAAGGGCUUUGUAAUUAAACUGUUUGACUGACUAAAGGGGGAAAAAAGCAAUAAAGUGAAAAAUUAUUAUUUUUAUGUCCAGGUUUUGAACAUGUUGCUGAUUAAAAUAUCAUCUAUUUUGUCUAAAAGAAUAUACUGAUGGAAACAGCACAGCAUUUUUUAUCUAAGACAAGCAGAAACAACGUAUAAAGUUGAUAAAUCUUUGAGAAAUGUUCAUUUUAUCACAGCAGUUUAAGAAAUCUGUAUGCAUGUCCAAUACUUCUGUUAUGAUGUGAUAAAGGGCAACUGUAGAAGCGAUACACUAAGCUGCUUUGUGUUGAGCACCUGCAGUCAGGGCAUUUAUUUUAAGAAAUAAAGUGUAAUAAUCAUAUAAUAAGUGCAGUAGUCAGAUAUUUCUGUAAUGUGCAGCAUAUCCAAUAAAACAUUUAUGAGUGGUAUUUUAAACCUUAACCAAAAGUAAUAUACUGCUUUGAGUAUUGUAACACUGAAUUAUAGUAUUUAGAAUAUUGUAACAAUCAGGAUUCAAAAGUACCUUAUUCCUUCAUCUGUGCUUGCCUUCACUGUAGAGCUUAUGGGUUCUAUAUGUAAGGUAAUUUGCUAGACAGUUUCUCUUCACUGGUCUGUAUUUCUUUAUUGCUCUGGUUAUGUAGAGAGCUAUCAUAGCCAAGAUGAAAUAUAGAUUCACCAGUGUUGCUAAACAGGGUUUUAACGUAAACCUAUUUUUCAUUCACAGUAGGGGCUUCCUCAUACAAAUUCAUUGCUCAGUGAAACUAUCUAUUUUAUAGUGUAUGGAUAUGAGUGCAUUAGACAUGUCAGAGUGAUAAUUUAUGAAGUAGCCAGUCAGCCAAUUACCCCAUGAACUGUAGCCAUGGAUUUUCAAAGGUCUUAGUGUGCUUUUUUCUUAAUAUUCCUGUUGCUUCUCUUCAGCUACUGUGCAUAUUUGUAUAACAAUAAAUAAUUACUAAUCACA